AUGAGAAAACCUAUAUCAAAGACCUCCCGCAAGCAAAAGGAACUUUCGGAGCUCCAAGAAAUCGAGCUUCUGAAAUCAUGGAUUGAAUCCCAGCAACCCGAAUGUGGCUCCAACCCCAUGUCUCUUCCUCCUUUGCCCUCCGACGCCCCCGUCGGCCGCGUCGGCCCCACAAUCUUCUCGUGCUACGCCGGCGCCACCAGGUUCGACCAGUUGCCCAUCUCUAAGAAGACCAAGGACGCCUUACGCCAAUCCAAGUACAUCGAAAUGACCGAUAUUCAGAAGGCGUCUUUGCCCCACGCUCUAUGUGGCAGAGAUAUUCUUGGUGCCGCCAAGACUGGCUCGGGAAAGACUCUGGCUUUUGUUAUACCGCUUGUGGAAAAAUUGUAUAGAGAGAGAUGGUGUCCUCAGGAUGGGGUAGGCAGCAUCAUACUGUCUCCAACAAGGGAAAUAGCUAGUCAAACUUUUGAUGUGUUAAAAGCGGUUGGGAAGCACCAUAAUUUUAGUGCUGGCCUCCUAAUUGGUGGUCGCAGAGAUGUUGAAGCAGAGAAGGAGCGCGUAAAUGAGCUGAACAUACUGGUUUGCACUCCUGGCCGGCUUCUUCAGCACAUGGAUGAAACUCCAAAUUUUGAUUGUUCACAGCUUCAGGUUUUGGUCCUUGAUGAGGCGGACCGUUGUCUUGAUUCGGGAUUUGAGGCGACGCUGAAUGCAAUCAUUUCACAGCUACCCAACAGAAGACAAACCUUUCUGUUCUCAGCAACUCAAACAAAGUCGGUUCAACAUCUUGCAAGACUCAGUUUGAAGGAUCCAGAGUAUCUCAGUGUGCAUGAGAAGUCAGUGACAGCCACUCCUAAGAAUUUGCAGCAAAUGGCAAUCAUCGUUCCUCUUGACCAAAAGUUAGACCUGCUGUGGAGCUUCAUAAAGACACACCUAAAUUCUAGGAUUUUAGUGUUUCUAUCAACCCGAAAACAGGUAAAAUUUGUCUUUGAAGCAUUUAAAAAGCUCCGUCCGGGAACACCCUUGAAGUGUCUUCAUGGUAAGAUGAAGCAAGAGGGACGAAUGGGAACAUACUCACAGUUUACUGAAAAGCAUUCAGUUCUCUUCUCGACUGAUGUGGCUUCGAGAGGCCUUGAUUUCAACAAGGCAGUUGACUGGGUUGUUCAGGUGGAUUGUCCAGAAGAUGUUGCAUCUUACAUACAUAGAGUUGGCCGAACUGCUCGCUAUGAUUCUUCUGGGCGAUCAGUUUUAUUCCUGACGCCUUCAGAAGAAAAAAUGCUUGAUAAAUUACAAGCAGCAAAAAUACCCAUAAAGAAAUUAAAGCAUAAUGAGGGACGAAUGCAACCGGUGUCUGGGUUGUUAGCAGCUUUGCUGGUCAAGUACCCGGAUACGCUUCAGGGUCUGGCUAAAAGGGCCUUUAUCACGUAUCUGAAGUCGGUUCACAAUCAGAAGGACAAAGAGAUUUUUGAUGUUAUGAAACUACCAAUUGAUGAAUUUUCAGCAUCAAUAGGUCUACCAAUGACCCCCAAAAUCCGUUUUUUAAACACGAAAAUCAAGUCAAAGAAAGUGUCCAAACUAUCUCCCAUUGUUGAACCAGAAAUUUUGGACACGGAGAAUGAAUUGGAGCUUCCUAAAGAAGAGCUUGAUAUUGGUGAUUUUAAGGAAGAGGGGGAGAAAGAUGCUCUUCUAACAAAUGAUAGAGAAAAUGAAGCAGAGGAGGAAGGAAGAAAAAUUGGAGAUCUUAUACCGGCAACUCGGAUUUCAAAGAAAAAGAAGUUAAAGAUCAAUAUCAAUAGGCCAGUGGGAACUAGAGUUGUCUUUGAUGAGGAAGGCAACAUGCAACCGCCACUAGCGAAGCUGGCUGACACCAAAAAUGUCAGUGGCCUGCUUGAUCAGAUUGAAGACAAGAAAACCGAAUAUUAUAAGAAGCUUAGAGAAGAUUUGAAGAAGGUGGACAAGGAAGACAAGGAUUUGGACCGCCAGCGUCGCCGUGAAAAACGAAUGAAGGAUAAGUUGAAGCAGAAGAGAGGAAAUAUAGAAGAAGAGGAGGAUGAUGAUCUUUCUGAUUCAGAAGGAGAGCCAUCUGAGGAUCGACCCCACAAGAGGUCAAAGAUAUACUUUGAUAGUGAUGAUGAGGGUGAGAGAGAAGAAAGUAAGAAUAAACUGGGGUUCAAGCCUGACUCGGUAUCUUUAGCGGAACAAGAAGCUUUGGCUCUCAAAUUGUUAAGUUCCAUGCACUCAUAA
This is a messenger RNA of Prunus armeniaca (apricot), 2238 nucleotides long. The record is from the annotation of a GenBank genome assembly. NCBI's taxonomy places the organism in Eukaryota, Viridiplantae, Streptophyta, Magnoliopsida, Rosales, Rosaceae.